CAUUGUUUUUCUGAAACUGUGUCAUUUUAUCUAACUUACAAUAUCUCCCGACCCAAUUAGUUGAGUUGAGUAUAGUCCGUAACUUAUCAAAUGAUAAACUAUUUUAGUUCUUUAUUUCGUGCCAAAAACAAUAAAAAACAAAAUUAUUUUCCGGUAAAUUGUAGUGGUCCGAUUAAAGGCUCUAAUCUUCUUGCAAUAUAAAGAAAAUGAUUUAUUUAAAAUGGAUAAAUUGUGUAACCCAGUUGAGUGAAUCGUCGAAGCGAAGGAUCUAAAUUAUAUCUUAUUCAUUUGAUGUAAUCUAAUGACCUGAACUUAAGCUCCUUCACUAAACUAAGUUUGGAACAUUUGUGUCUUUGUAUGUAACAUUGUAUUAAUCAUCCGCAAUCUGUAGUUAUAACUUAUAAUCACUUUGUUAAAUCGUAGAUAUAUUGAUGGUUUGAAUGAAAAUGGUUUAUGCCUUUAUGGUCUGAUGAGACGGGAUUCAAAUAUUCCUUGGAUGAAUUUUUAAGAUUGUUGGAUUUAGCUUUGGAUCCAUAUAUAUUUUUUUUCCUAAGAUUAAGCCCGUUUAGAAAACAUUCACAACCCAAGACCAAACCCAAUCGAUUCUCGAUCUACCAAACGUAUCAGACCCAAAGAAAAUAAAAGGCCGACACCCGCAAAUUCGUAGGAAUUCGCAUUUUCCCUCGAAAUCAUCUUCGUUGUAUAAAAUUUUCUCAAAAUUCAUUGUUUGUUUUCGGUUGAUUUCGUCGAAUUGAAAUCUUCCACAAUCCAGUUUCGCUGCUAAUAAUGAAUCCAACACCUCCGGGCACCUUCACCCCGGCGAUGAUGACGCCUCCUCCGCCGUGGGCGCCGCUGGUGCCGCCUUUACCACCGCCGUCUAGUGCCUUUUGGAAUACCAGCAACAUCCGCGAGUCCCUCAAGAACUUGUACGACACUUUCAACCUCGCAAAAGCACUGGAGAAGGAGCUGGAGAUGUUAACGAUGGUGAAAAAUGGGGAAGGUAGUGCUGAAUCGGACUGUUCAGUUGAUAAGUUCAAGGGUUGGAUGAUGGAGAAUAGGAUAGAUUUAGAAUCACAUGAAUUGCUGGCAGUGGACGCUGCGAAUGCUAUUAUGUCCAAAUUGAGAGUUCAGCUUGAACCGUUUAGGAUUGCAGCUGAUGAGAAUUCUCCGUGGGAGGAGAAAUCUGCGGUGGCGAAAAUGAGUAAUAAGUUACACAAGUACAAGAGGAACAAACUUUGGAGGAAAAGAAAAAGGAAGCAAAUUGCAGAGAAACUAGCUAAGGAGCGAGACCAAUUCGACCAAAGGAACAAAGAAGCUGAUGAGUGGAGGGCUAAUGAGAUAGCCAAAGAAAUUGCCAAAGGAAAGGUAGAAAAGAUGAAGCAAAUCGCAAAACUUAAGGCCAGAGAGGACAAGAAAAAGUUAGAAUCUGAUCUUGAGGUGAUGCUAAUUGUGGAAAAGCUGCAAGAACUGCGAUCGAUCAGGAUUGAAAAAUUGAAGAAACAAGGUCGCUUUCUUCCUGAGGAGGAUGACAAGUUUCUUGAAAGAGUUAAAGCUGCUGUUGAGGAAGAGGAACGUUUGGCUGUGGCAGCAGCUGAUACAGAUGCUGCCAAGGAUGCUAUUGCAACUGCAGAGGAAACUAGGACUUCUACCCAAAUUCAUGGAAAUGAAUCAGGAGAAUCCCACCCAGUUGAAACUUCCAAAUCAGUAAGGGAAAAUGAAGGUAGAGAAGGUCCAUCUGCAGUGAAUGACAAUGACUCAAGACAAGAAGGGGCAGUAGGACAGAGUUCAAGCAGAGAAUAUGAUUAUAAUGCAAACUUGCCAAUGGAAUUUUAUCACUAUUAUUAUGGUGGGCAAACAGAUAUGGGCACACUCAUAGAAGUUCGAAGAACAUGGGAUACAUACAUUAGACCUGGGGGAAGCCGAAUUCCAGGCCACUGGGUUCAACCACCACCUCCUUCAAAUGAGAUUUGGGCAUCCUAUCUUGUGAAACCUAAAUGACCUAUCAACAAGUUAGAAGGCUCCCCAUAUUGACCCCAUCGCAGCUCGAAAGCAGCCUCUAAGGUUUGAGCUUCAAGAACUUCAGAAAGCAAAUUCAGGUCCCAAUGAAUGCUUUGGUGGAAAAGAAGUGCUACAAAGUACAUUCUAAUAUUUGACAACAUUGGUUGAUCGAGAAAAGCUGUAUCCUUGAAAAACAUGAUUUUGCGCUAGAAACUUGCAUUGACGCGUUUACAUGAUUCAGUAUUUGAUUGAACUGCUCAUGGUUUAAUUUUUAUCCAGUUUUAGGGUCAGCUAGUUUCUGCUCCCUUUGGGGCGAUUGUUGGAGAUAAAUCAUGGAACCAUAAAGGUUACAUGACAGGCCCCUUGCCAAAUGAUAUCUUUGUUGGACUACAUUCUGGAUCACAUGUAGGCAUCAAUUAAGUUGGAUUCUAAUUUUCUGCUUCUUUUCUUUUAAUCCAUUUAGAGACUUAUGGAGUAUGAGAUAGUCCUAUGUUUACCGAGGACAGAGAAUUUUUGUCAGGUGUGGAAUCAUCCUCUAUUUUGAUAAUUGGUAUAAAGUAGUUCAUAAUCAUUGGGGGUGUGGGAUCAUCCUCUAUUUUGAUAAUUGGUAUAAACAAGUUCAAAAUCACUGGGGAGAUGUUGCUAACCAUGUGUAAUUGAUGUAUAUGGUUUGUAGGGCCAACUUGGCUCGUGUAACACUCUUGAUCCUGAGAAACCGUUGAGGACGAAUCCAGGUCCCUGGAAUCAGCUGGAUGAAAGAAAGCAUUGGUUAAGCAGAAAUGCAGCAAUCUUUGUCAUGAAUGCUGGAAACGGAAAUCUAGCUUUAUGGUAUUCGACAUCCUUGAAGGCUGAGUAUGAUUGGUUGGAUACAGAAAUUAAAGCUUUAUGAUGGUAUACGUUGUUGUUAAUGCUUGAAUUAACAAAGGGCGGAGAGUCAUCCCAAUCUUUGUCAUGAAUGCUGACAAUUACUUUGAACUGUACUAGUUUUUUUUUUGGUUCCCAAAUUGCUUUUUGAUUGAGGAAGGAAUUGGCUAUCCGGUUUUAUUAGUUUCUUGAUGUGUUUCAAUAGCUGUAAUUGGAUAAACUUUGUGGGGUUUAAAUAAAUAAUCCAUCAUUCCAAUUUUUAAUUCUUAGUUUCUUACACUUUAUUUGUAAUUUACCAGAAAAUGUUCACAUCUUUAGUUUCAAAGUCCAAUUUGCUUUCACAAUUUGUUCACUUCGAGACUCUUCCCAACUUUUCUUAAUUGCAAAAAAAUACAAACCAUUAUCUUAAAUUCUUAAUUAUAGAAUGAAAAUCAGUAAACCCAGAUAGAAAUGGAGAGACGCGGCAUAACUUUACCAAGACAUGGUUGAGAAAUUAUUGAAUGUAGCCGAGGGUUCCGGACGCACCAAAACGAAGAAAAACUUGGAGCAUCCUACGAUUCGGCAAACAUUUGCGAAGGUUGAAUCGAAAUUGUUAGAGGGACCUCAAUUUGCAAGAGUGCUUUGUCCCUCUGCUGGGACCUUCGCUUUAAGCAACAAUUUUUUUUUACCAAAACAAAGAUGAUUUCUGCGAAUCAUAAUGCCUAGUUGGAAAAAAGAUAUGUUCGAAUUUCUGUAAAAAAAUAUAUAAAAGAACACAAACGAAAUCGGAUUGAAUCCGACCGGUGAUCUGUAAAUUCGAAGAAACUGAUUUCCGAAGGCAAACUUGGCCGAAAAUGCAUUGAUUUUAACAGCAUCUCGUCCAUAGGACCCCCGUUUUCAUUCUUUUCAAAAAUUCCAAUCGAACAAAAGGCUAAAAAACCACUUCAAGGCGAAAUCAAGAGCAAAGAGAGAAGCUCAGAGAAUACGAACCAAUUGAAAAAAAGGGGUUCACACCGCGAAACCACUCGCGAAUAACCUAAUUGAAUAAUAUUCUUCAUAGCUACUCUCUUCCCAUAUUAAAACGUAAUCAUCAAAAGAAGCAAUAAACAGAAGAGGAACAAAACAUGGAGGAGAUUCAGAUGAACCUGUAUUAAACCCUAGAUUUGGAGACGCAGCUUGAGCUCGCCGUGUG
Molecule: messenger RNA, 4033 nt
Organism: Oldenlandia corymbosa var. corymbosa
Lineage: Eukaryota; Viridiplantae; Streptophyta; Magnoliopsida; Gentianales; Rubiaceae
Source: the annotation of a GenBank genome assembly